Molecule: messenger RNA, 3712 nt
Organism: Hermetia illucens (black soldier fly)
Lineage: Eukaryota; Metazoa; Arthropoda; Insecta; Diptera; Stratiomyidae
Product: CUGBP Elav-like family member 2
Exons: 11
Coding region: 519-2315 (598 amino acids)
Biological process (GO): regulation of alternative mRNA splicing, via spliceosome; mRNA splice site recognition
Cellular component (GO): cytoplasm; ribonucleoprotein complex; nucleus
Molecular function (GO): mRNA 3'-UTR binding
Source: RefSeq, a predicted model, not a curated record
CCACUUUCAGCCUCAGUUCGUCACAUUUGCUUGUCUUGGGAACUUGUGCUCGUUUGUGGUGAAUCUUUCCGUUGUUCUCGUCGUAGUUGUUCCUUUGUCUUUUUUCUGGAGUCAUCUCUGCCUCUGGCGCUUUGUUGCUUCAUUUGGGGGUGUAAAUGUUAAAAAAAGUUGACAAUUAUUUUCCAUAGUUUUCGUUACUUCUGCGCUGGUGGCUUGUUGAAAUUGUGAUCGUCAGACACUUCACGUAGUAUCUUUUCAAGAAAUAGUGCUUUCUUUGGUGGCGUUUUGUGUAAGUUCAACAGUGAAUGUUUUAGCGAUAAAGAUACUUUCGUUGUGUUAUUUCGUUCACUUUGUGGAGCGUCUGUUGACAUCGUCUGCGGCGUACUAUCAGACACUGCAUUCUACGUACUUUUCUCCAUCUUCACCUUUUGGGCGACACUAAAGGAGCUUUUGUGAGACGUUCAAAAGUAUCUAUCAUAUUUCAUCGUGGAAAAACGGGAGUAUACAAAUCCGUCUUAAUGACUACCGAAAUUUUAUCGCGAAUUAUGUUAAGUUCAUUGGACGCUCUGGCGGGAAAGAUAUCACCGGGUUCGGGUAAAUCAAGUCCGACCGACAUACGUCCCACAUAUAAGGGAGGUAGUCCUGGCGGCGUAGGUGGAUGCGGUUCAAUUUUGGAUAGUAGCUUCAGUAAAUUAAACCAUUUCAAUCAUAAUAACAUUCAUCCGUACCAAAAGCCAAAGGAUCAUAAUUGCGUGAAGGAAAAUGGAAUCAGCAUGAACAGCAGCAAUACGAGCCUUCAGAACAAUAAUAACAAUAAUAGUAUAAACAACAACAACGAUAGUGUUUGCAACAAUAAUAACACAUGCAGUCCGAAUAAGAAUCUCACGAAUGGAUCGACCGUAGACUCGAUGACAACAGGCGUAACGUUCAGCAAUGAGCAGCCGGAUCCCGAUUAUAUUAAAAUGUUUGUGGGCCAAGUACCGAAGUCGAUGGACGAGGAGCAACUUAGGGAGAUGUUCGAGGAAUUCGGGCGAGUGCAUUCGAUAAAUGUACUGCGCGACAAGGGAACAGGUGUUAGUAAAGGGUGCUGUUUUGUAACGUUCUUCACAAGAAAGGCUGCCCUGAAGGCACAAGAUGCACUGCACAAUGUCAAAACACUUGUUGGGAUGCAUCAUCCAAUUCAAAUGAAGCCGGCAGAUAGUGAAAACCGCAAUGAACGGAAAUUAUUCGUUGGCAUGCUUAAUAAGAAACUGAACGAGAACGAUGUUCGGAAACUGUUUGAGUGUCACGGGACAAUCGAAGAGUGUACAGUACUACGUGAUCAGAAUGGACAAAGUAAAGGCUGUGCAUUUGUAACAUUCGCAACAAAACAAUCAGCAAUCUCAGCAAUUAAAGCAUUGCAUCAAAGUCAAACAAUGGAUGGAUGUUCAUCGCCUUUAGUUGUUAAAUUUGCCGAUACACAAAAAGAGAAGGAGCAAAAGAAAAUGCAACAAAUGCAAGCCAAUCUGUGGAAUUUAGCAGCUAAUAUCAAUAUACCUUUGGCACAAACAGCAACCUCCGUGACAACACCGAUCCUACCAAACCCUCCGCAACAAGCUAGUCCAGUUUUAGGAGCAGAUGCAAUAACGCCUGCAUCGUUACAACUUUUACAGCAAUUACAAGCUGUAGGUUUACAGCAACAAUUAUUACAAGGUAUAGGCGCACAAUCAGCAACAGAUACAGCGACAGCGGCUGCUGCUGCAGCUGGCCUUCUACCUCAAAUGACUGUACAAAAUUUAGCCGCUCUAGCUGCGAUUACGCAACCAUCGUUAACAGCUGCAACCCAACCAACCAGUGCCGCCCACCUUUCAAAUGCAGCAGCAUUACUAUGUCUGUUAGGAAAAACUGCCAAUUCAGGGUCUGAUACAAAUCCAUUGACUUCCGCGUAUGUGUCGUCGGCCACAGGAUUACCACAAUUUGGUAGUAGUUCUUUGUCCACGUCACCUUUGGCUAGCGUCGCACUCACUACAGCAGCUGCAGCUGCCGCUGGGAAGCAAAUUGAAGGACCAGAGGGAUGCAAUCUGUUUAUUUAUCAUUUGCCACAGGAAUUCACUGACACAGAUUUAGCAUCGACGUUUUUGCCGUUCGGAAAUGUUAUUUCCGCAAAAGUUUUUAUUGACAAACAAACGAAUCUGUCAAAGUGUUUUGGUUUUGUGUCAUUUGAUAAUCAGGAAUCGGCUCAGGCAGCCAUCAAAGCGAUGCACGGUUUCCAGAUUGGUACUAAGCGGCUCAAAGUGCAAUUGAAAAAACCAAAAGAUGCGUCAAAGCCUUACUAGGUAAUUAUGUGGAAAAGCUGGUUUUAGUAGAUGAUGUAGGGAAAGUAGUGGAUUCAGGAUCCGAGAAACUUGCGGAAAUACUGGAUUACAUUUUGUUGGCUCCUGUUUUCAUUGCUUUUUUGUAGACCUUGCCUGAAAGCUCAAUUGAACGUGUCAGCAUCAGCGAGCUUCUAACUUUUGUACAUGUAAAUGUAAACAUUUCAAAUGUUUUUCAUAACAAAUUUGUUUGUUGUUCUUUAGAUUUUCCUUCUUGCUUCGAUUAUCUAUGCUUUAUUGUUCAUUUCAUUGUGAAUUUUAAUGGAUUUAAUUUUUUUUUGGAGAUAGAAAAUGUACCCAUAUUUUAGUACUUAGCAUUUUCGUGAAUUUACUGUUUUCUUCCUUUAUUUCUUUUGAAAACUACACGAUACGAUGUAGUCAUUGUGCCAAAUAUGUAACUAUAUAUAUAAUCUAUCCAUGUAGUUGUAAGUUUGUUCCUUUCGAGUUCAAGGCUCCGCUUGUGCCAUAGUCAUUUGCUUUAAAUGUUGGAUUACCUUCCGGGAAGAUCAAAUAACUUACAAAGCCCAAUUUUUAUUCCUUUUAUUUUUCUAAUUUUCUUUUUGUAAAUAGUUUCAUACAUAUUUCUGGUAAAUUGUUGAAUUGUUUUUAUUUGUAGUAGUUUUGAAAUCGAAUUAAAUUAAUGAAAGUCAAAUUUAUUGAGUUCCAAGAUUUUUGUAAAUAUUGAAAAUUCACGGUCACUUGUUUCGGGUAUUUAUCUUUAUAUUCUUGAAUAGUUUUUCCGGGAGUCUUGGACCCUCGUGAAUUGUAAGAAUGUACUUUUCGCGUCAUUAUUUAUAGACGAACUCAAUUGCUGGUCAUUCAGUUAAUUAUAUUGCAAGCGUACUUAUCACUCGUUUUGUAGCGGUCAAUGUCCUUGGAAUGUGUUGAAUCUCUUAAUUAAGAAUAGAAAACACAACUGAAUUCUUACCAAGUCAGCCUCGCUUACAUUUAAAAUAUGUUUUAAUUUUUGUUUUUAUCUCUAAAACGUAAAUGUUCAGAUAAAAUGAAUUAAAAUUUAUGGAUUUGUUCUCUCAUUUAAUUCUUUCAUGGAUUAAGACUAAAAUUUGAAGAAGCUUUAUUUCGUUUUGAAAGUAAAAUGGCUUAAAAUCCUGAACCCAGUUGAAACCAAAUAUUUAACUGAAAGGAAUUUUAGAACUUUCGAAUUAUAGAUCGAUUUAUUUGGGCGGAGUUUUAAGCCAUUUUACGGUUAUGUUAUUUGUUUAAAGAUGCCUAAUUCAAGUGGUUUCUUGAGGAGAGGAAGUGCCUACAGCCACUUCUUCUGUGAAAAAUCUAAUGAAUUAGCAAGUGAAAUAUAUUUAAUUUGUUUCUCGAUUUAAUAAAAUAUUCAUUUCUGUUCGAAA